CCGGCCGGUGCUGCUACGAUGGCAGGUGCUGUCAAGCAGGGGCGGCAACCUCCUAAGCAGGCGACGAGGGUGGUCCAGCAGCAGGAAGUGGCCGAUGCAACAGUCCAAGCUCCACCUCCUCCUCCGGCUACUACAGUUCAAGCUUUGGAUCCAAGGUACAAGGACAUGGCCUGCUUUAACUGUAGUUGGCCGGGGCACUAUGUGGGGAACUGCGUUGAACCGAAGAAGUGCUUUAUUUGCGCGGGAGGUCAUAAUAUCAAUAAUUGCGCUGCCUGGGCGAAACCACAUCCUACAGCGACAUACUUUGGCAGUGCAGCGGUUGGCCUGGGAUUUUACCACAUAGAUGUUCCUACUGUGUCAGAACUAGGUUGUCUUAACUACAAGAAUUGUGCAGUUCUCAAAGUUGUUAAGGGUGAGGUUUCUGCCUCGGAGUUGCUGAUUCAGCUUAAUGGAAUAUUUUGUAAAAACAAAGAAUGGCCGUGGCAGAUUAGGGACUUGGGAGAGGAGAAGUUCUUGCUGAGAUUUCCACCUUGGAAGAAUGUGGGAGAUCUUAUUGAGUUCCCUACUUUUGAGCUCCCAAUUGAUGGAGUUUCUGUCAAGAUCUGUGAAUGGGAGGGAAUGUUGGAUGAGUUUGGAGGACUUACUGAGGCCUGGGUUCAAAUUGAAGGGAUUCCUCCAAAGUGGUGUGCUUGGAAGGUAUUUGCCCAGAUUGCAGCUUGCUUUAGGAUCCUGGUAGAUGUGGACUGGAAUGGUAUAUUCAAGAGUUUUUAUGAGAAUAUCAGAGUGAAAGUGGCUUGUAGAGAUCCCAAGAAAAUUCCUUUUGAGAGGUUAGUGGAAAUGAAAAGGAAGCUAUAUAUUCUGUUCUUCACUGUUGAGGGUUUUGAGCAAAUGGGGGAGGACUCUGAUGGAGAUGAUCUAGACCCAGAUGAGGACAAUAUGGAGAAAGAGGAGGAAGAUAACAAUGAAGACUUGUCUGACAAAGAUAAAGCUCAUGAAGAAGAUAUGGGGGAACCUAUUAAGGAACUAGAUAAGGCUAAUUUUCCUUCCAAGAACACUCUGGCGACAAGCUCUAGUCAGACAAACCCACAGAGAACUGCUUCUGCAGUGGAAUUUCACCCUUCCAACAUGCUGGACACAAUUCAUGAGGAUUUUGUGGAAGAAAUUAGGACCAAAACACCAGAGAAGAAGAAAGAGGCGGAUAAUGAAAAAUCCACUCCUGCAAAAACCUUUCCUUCUGAAAGACAUGAUCCCUUGUCAGCACAUAUGGAAUAUUGCUAUGCACAAUUAAGUAAAUUUGAAAUGGUUGAAACUGAUGAAGAAGAGGAAGAAUUGGUGGAGGAAAUGCAGUGUUUACCUGAUGAUUUGGCUUUGGCAAUGGGAUCUGUCAAAAGAUCUCUGCUGGAAACCCUGGAGAGUGUGGAGUCAGUCCAGAAGAAAAAACCAAGCGUCAAAAAUUCUUCUGUCUGGGGACCAGUUCUCACAAGCAAACCAAAUACUAGGAAUCAUGGAGAUGUUAAGAUCAUGGACAAAGCAGCUGCAUACAUGAAGAGGAAGAAUCUAGAAAUUCCCACUACCUUCAAAGGGGCAGAAAUGGAGAAACGUGAACUGCAUUCUUGCAAAACUAAGCUGUUAUUUGCACCAGUGGAAGGUUCUCUGCGACGAUGCUCAAGCAACCCUGCUGCAAAGGUGUAUCCUACUGUUGGACAAGCGGUGUGGAGAACUGAUGCGGAUAGCCUGGAAGUGAGAUGUGGGAGGGGAGCAUGAAAGGCGCGCGAGAAAAUCUUCUGUGUUCCCUCUCCUUCUGAUCUGGUUAUGUAAUAAGUAAUACCUAGUUUCCGUUUCCUACUCUGUUGGAGAGAACUUCUGCUCUCGAGCGCUAGGUAGCGUAGUCUCCUAGUGUGUUGCUUUAUUCUCUGAUUAGGCACA
Triticum dicoccoides is the source of this 1926-nucleotide messenger RNA. RefSeq lists its product as uncharacterized. Lineage: Eukaryota; Viridiplantae; Streptophyta; Magnoliopsida; Poales; Poaceae. The transcript is spliced from 2 exons. Gene Ontology annotation, molecular function: nucleic acid binding; zinc ion binding. The record is from RefSeq and is a predicted model, not a curated record. The coding region runs from base 19 to 1764 and encodes 581 amino acids.